AGCCUGCUGUCCAUUUAGCACAUGAUGCUUGUUGCUACGAAAUCUGGAAGCUAACAGAGUUGAUCAAAGUCCACAGCGACAGAAGAGAAAAGGGAGAAUAAAGUUAGGAAGGCGAGUCGAAAGAGGUUGAGGUAAAUCUGGUGGCGGUGGGGAGAAAGCUCUGGAUCCGCAUUGGUGACAUGCUAGCAGUAAACAGUCUGGUGCCAGCGAGCGCACCUGCAGCACUGUUUAUAUCUGAGAGGAUGGUGGACCUUCAGAAUGAUACCGGGGGGCCGUACAACGCCUCUACCGAAUGGCAGACAUUCAGUAGUUUGGAUGACAUCGAUGUGAUAGCGGAUGGGAGUCCAGUAUUGAGGAUCCUCAUCUCCAUCAUCUACUCCUUGGUUUGCGCGGCGGGGCUGGUGGGGAACCUGCUAGUCUUUUUCCUCAUGAGGGUGAGCCAGGGUAGAAAGAAAUCGAGCAUCAAUUUCUUUAUCCUCAACUUGGCUGUGACAGACUUCCAGUUCGUCCUGACCUUGCCCUUCUGGGCUGUGGAUACUGCCCUAGACUUCAGCUGGCCGUUUGGGGAUGCGAUGUGCAAGAUCAUACUUUCGAUCACCGUCAUGAACAUGUACGCGAGCGUGUUCUUUCUGACUGCCAUGAGCAUCACCCGAUACUGGUCAGUCGCCUCUGCAUUGAAUAACAGAAGCCGACGAAUGUCUUGCUCUGUGAAAUGGAUUUGCUUGCUGCUGUGGGUCUCUGCUACCGUGGCCACCGCGCCCACCGCAAUUUUUUCGACAGUGACAAACGUCGCCGGGGAAAAAUUAUGCCUUCUCAGGUUCCCCGCGGGCCAGUACUGGCUGGCUCUUUAUCACCUCCAGAAGAUCAUGGUUGCCUUUGUCAUCCCAAUGCUCAUCCUCUCCAUCUGCUAUUUGUUACUCCUGAGGUUCAUUAGGCAGAAAAGCAUGAACAACAACAAUCCGAAAAGAAGAUCCAAAGUUACCAAAUCUGUUACCAUAGUGGUGCUGUCAUUCUUCCUGUGCUGGGCGCCCAACCAUGCCAUAACUUUAUGGGGCGUCCUGGUCAAAUUCAAUGCGGUUAACUGGGAUAAAACGUAUUAUAUGAUCCACACCUACAUUUUCCCCGUCACCGUAUGCCUGGCGCACGCCAAUAGCUGCCUAAACCCGAUUCUGUAUUGCCUAAUGAGACGGGAGUUCAGAAAAAUGUUAAAAGAUGUUUUUUGGAGGGUCUCGUCCCCAACUAUUUCACACACCUGUCCAAUACACCCGUUUUCUGGUUCCCGUAAACCGGACCAGGUUGACACACUAGUUAUCAUCCCGCUCCAAGCUAUUGAGAGCGAACACGGCACUCGCGGCUCGAUCUUCAAUGAAAGAUGUGACACUUUACCUUCUUCGAGUACCCUGGUGCAAAAAUGAACGAAGCCACAAAAGAAGCAUAAACUGCUGGGUUCAAAUAACUGUGAAUGUGAGUGUGUGUCUG
Messenger RNA from Polyodon spathula (Mississippi paddlefish), 1479 nucleotides. RefSeq names its product relaxin-3 receptor 1-like. The coding region runs from base 180 to 1415 and encodes 411 amino acids. Gene Ontology annotation, molecular function: G protein-coupled receptor activity. NCBI's taxonomy places the organism in Eukaryota, Metazoa, Chordata, Actinopteri, Acipenseriformes, Polyodontidae. The transcript has a single exon. The record is from RefSeq and is a predicted model, not a curated record. Gene Ontology annotation, biological process: G protein-coupled receptor signaling pathway; immune response. Gene Ontology annotation, cellular component: membrane.